Oryza brachyantha (malo sina) is the source of this 1201-nucleotide messenger RNA. RefSeq lists its product as uncharacterized. The record is from RefSeq and is a predicted model, not a curated record. The transcript has 2 exons. The coding region runs from base 196 to 831 and encodes 211 amino acids. Lineage: Eukaryota; Viridiplantae; Streptophyta; Magnoliopsida; Poales; Poaceae.
AUUCCAUCUAAUUUUCCUUUCCCCCACACCUCCGUCGCCCAAGCCAAAGCCGUCUCGUCUCCACGUCCCACGCGCUCCCCCUCGCUGUCGCCCUCACCUCACGCCGCCGCCGCCACCGCCGCCGCCGCGCCCUCGGAGGUCUAGGUGACGGACGCCUCCACGCGCGCGUUCGUCGUCGCGGCUUUGCCCGCGGCCAUGGUGAUAUCGGCGGAGCCACCGCCGCCUCCUCCUCCGGAUCCCGUCGCGGAUGGCGCGGCGGUGGAGGCCGCGUCGAGCGCUCGCCACCAGGCCGCGGUCCUCUCGUCGUUCCCGUCGCUCAAGACGUGGGGGAGCCACCGCGUCCUGCGGUGCGGCCACGUCAGCCGCGCCGGCGACGCCAUCGCGGCCGCCGCCAGGCGUUCCCCCGAGCAUCUCGACGGGGUCAGGGAGCGGCUCCUGCUCCGUCUCCGCGAGGUGGAUGGGAGCGGCGACGUGGCUGCCGACGCGGCGGCGGUAGCCCCGGCACCUGCAUCGGAGGUUGCCGCUGCCUCGCGCCCGUGGAAGCUGCGCAGUCGACGUCGCCCGGCGGUCACGCCGGCGUCCAGCGUGUCUCCGCCGCCCGAGAGGAGGGCCGCGAGGGCCCGCGCGGACGCCCUCGACCGGCCGCGGUUCUCGGUGACUCUGACGAGCGAGGAGAUCGAGGAGGACGUCUACGCGGUCACCGGCGCGCGGCCUCGCCGCCGGCCUCGGCGGCGACCUCGCCCCGUGCAGAAGCAACUCGAUCUGCUAUUUCCCGGUGCAUGGCUGUCGGAGAUCACCGUCGAGUCCUACCGGGUGCCCGACGAUCGGUGAGCUCAUCCCUGAUUCCGACGACCACAGCGACAACUCGCAGGCUAGAAAACCCAAAAGGCCAAUCCAUCGAGCACCGCAACAAUCUCCUAUUAUUAAUCAAUCAUUAACUCAUGUUGAUUUCUCCCUUGUUCUGGUAUUGUUCUUGCGAGAUAGCAGUAGUAAAUCGAUUGGUUGAUUGAACAGUGUGGGAGUAGCAGUAAUACUUAUUAGUGGUAACUAAUUAAGGUUUAAGUGAUUACUAGUAGUUAGUAGGUGUUCUUGUUAGCAAAAGGGCCUAAUGAAGUAGUAGCAGUGGUGGUAUUGUCCUCGAUAAUAGUACAUUUGUUAUUAACAUCUCAAUAGCAAUGGUAAUGCUACCUUUCGUUCCUUC